Messenger RNA from Babesia bovis T2Bo, 1915 nucleotides. RefSeq names its product Origin recognition complex subunit 2 family protein. Bases 91 to 1902 code for a protein of 603 amino acids. The transcript has 9 exons. Gene Ontology annotation, molecular function: DNA replication origin binding. Gene Ontology annotation, cellular component: nucleus; nuclear origin of replication recognition complex. Gene Ontology annotation, biological process: DNA replication. The record is from RefSeq and is a predicted model, not a curated record. NCBI's taxonomy places the organism in Eukaryota, Apicomplexa, Aconoidasida, Piroplasmida, Babesiidae.
UUGCACAUGUGUACAUCCUAGUCUUGUUGGUUACUGAUCUUAAUUUGUUCUAACUAUACACCUCGGUAAUGCAAUCGGUUUUAAAUCGAAAUGACUUGGGAAGACAUUGAGAUAAAGCUUCCUCCGGAAGUGAUUGCUUCGUUGGAGCUUGACAGUCACAAUCGUGUGAUUGACUAUCCUAAUAUAACAGUGAAGCCUUUCACAGGUUCAGAACGCAUACGUCCUCAUGAUCCGCGUCCUAUAAUGGAUGAUGAAACCCUUCACAAGGGUAUGAUAAAGCAUCUUCCAUGGUUAUUCGAGCAGUUUAACCAUGGAGUCGUUAAAUUGCAUCAGAAGUAUGCAUCCCCUCGUGUAAAGAUCAAAUCGCCGUUAAACUACAUGUUAGGUGUACGUACCGAGUUUUUAGGGUCUGAGGAGAGCAAGAAUGUGGACAUGUCUAUGUUGUUUGAGGGCGGCGACCCUGCGCUGACUGCUUUGUGGUCUGAGAUACUUAAAAGUGACGUUGUGGAGGACCCUUGCAAUACCCCGGAUAGAUCAUCCGGUGUGGCUAAGGACGAUUUUGAGCUCUCUAACCUGUUAACUAGUGUUGAUCGUCAUGUUGGUGUGGAGUUUUCCGAUGAAGAUGAUGGAUGGUCUGGUGACGAGGGCUCUGACAUCGAACUGGAGGAAUCUACUCCUAAAGGGCGCAAGCGGUUGAAAAGAAAGUCGGGACAAUCCUCUUCACGGGAUGCUUCCGUGUUACCUACACAAAGCGGGUCUUGCCAACAAGCCACUGACGAGGGUGCUACAUGUGAUCCUAGUGAAGGUGGUCCCCCAGGACCAGUGACUAGCAUCUUGGAUGAUUAUUACGCUCCCAGCGCUUCGCAUAAGCUGGAUAUAUCCAGCAUUGAGGAGCGGAUGUUCGCUAGAGCAGAAGAGGGUCUCCUCCAUCGUUCCGAUGCGGAAGCUGAGUUGGAUGAUAUCCUAUUAUCCAUUCUUGAGAAGGGCGACACAGUUGGUUUUUCAAAGUUGGUUGCCAGUAUACCGUUUGAGCGUGUUGAGUUAUCGCAGGAGAUAUACCACGACAUGUUUAGUUGGAAGAGUUGGCUCAUUAACGGUAUACACAUAUGUUUCAUUGGUAUGGGUUCCAAGAGGCAGUUAAUCCGUUCAUUUGUCGAGUUUGCUCUAAAGGACGGCACUUGUUUGACUAUUGACGGGUAUAAGGUCCAGGGUACCAAUUGCGAUGGCCUUUGGCAGUACGUUGAGCGCGAGCUGUUCAACAGGAAGGAGAGCAAGUCAGUUGCUGACUCCAAGCAGACGGUAUUAUCCAGUAUAGCGGAACUUGAUAUGCCAUUUUAUCUUGUCAUCUAUGGUAUAGACCUUCUUGUGGUCCACAACACUCUGAAAUUCCUGCGACCGCUUCUGAAGAUUAGCAAUGUCCGUGUCAUAGGUACUAUGGACCAUUUAAGGUCUGGUGUGGUUGUACCAUCUUUGGAACAACUUUUAUCUAACCUACGUCUAGUGGAGGUCGACACUAAUGUUGACUACAGGAGCGAGUUAUUAUCACUUUGGGAGAAGCACCCGCCGUGUUAUAUACUACGUGAAGACCAGCAUAAAAGUGCAAGUGAGAUGCAUGCCGUCAUUAGUGCCCUUAAUGUGAACCAUCGCAAGUUAUUUAGUCUGAUUGCCGAGAUGCAGCUGGCUGCAUGUAGCAAUGGCGAGCGUUUUGACGGCAUUGAGAAGUACAGCUUGCUGCGUGAGCGCCGUGCCAUAACUAUAUGCAACAGUGAGAGCAAGUUGGAUGCGUUGCUAACUGAGUUCAUUACCCACAAUUUGAUCCAGCAAUCUCGUGGACCUGGUGGUAAAUUGUACCUUAUGAUACCGUUUCCUCCGGAGGAGCUGCAGCAAUUUCUCCAGCUAUGAAUCAAGCUGUAUC